AACGCCGGAUUGUGCAAAACGACGAUUUGCAUUGACCAGUAUGAUGACUUGUUUGUUGAAAUAAAAUGUAAACCACGUUAUAUGUAUGAUAAAUUACAUGUAAUAUGAGGCUUAAGUAUAGCUAAAAAUGUGGAAAUCUAUUAUCAAACACUCUCUAAUUCUUAAAUCUAUUUCUAAAUUGUCUUCAAAAAAAAUAGCCGAAAAAAGUAUUUCAUUUGUUUCUGGUUUUGCUUUUUCUGCAUACAUAACGUCCAGUGUUGUAUACAGCAAAAAUGAGUUACCAAAUAAUGUGUUUCAACCAUUAAUUAACAAAAGAAUUUUAUAUCAGUAUUCAACUUGUCCUUUCUGCUGCAAAGUUCGUGCUUUUCUUGAUUACUAUGACUUAAACUAUGACAUUAUUGAAGUCAAUCCAUUUUCAAGGAAAGAAAUCAAAUUUUCUGAAUAUGACAAAGUACCUAUUCUUAAAGUAGAUAAUCAUCAACUCAACGACUCUUCAUUAAUUAUAAGUGUUCUGUCUACACAAUUUAUAAAGAAUGAAGAUAUUGGUAUUAUUCUUCAAUAUUAUCCAAUUAUUGAAUCUACCAAUGAAAAAGGGAAAAAAGUAACAGAGCAGCAAAACAAAUACAAUGUGAUGCAUCAUGAAACAAGUAAUGCAGAAAAGUAUCAAUAUUACAUAAAUGAAGUAAAAUGGCGCAAAUGGGUAGAUGAUGUAUUUAUUCACACUUUAUCUCCAAACAUAUACCGAACAAUGAAGGAAUCCUUCCAAUCCCUAGACUACAUUACUCAUGUUGGAAAUUUUGGGCCAAUUGAGCGAACCGUAGCUUAUUAUUCUGGUGCUGUUGCAAUGUAUAUCAUUGGGAAACGUAUUAAAAAAAGAUACCAUUUAAAAGAUGAUGUGCGUGCUAGUAUGUACGAAGAAGCACAAAACUGGACAAAAGCUGUCGGAGAAAACAAAUAUCUCGGCGGUAGUCACCCAAAUCUUGCAGAUUUAAACAUGUAUGGUGUUAUAUCAGCAAUUGAAGGAUUGGAUGCAUUUCAUGACCUAAUGGCAAAUACUGAGAUUCAGCCCUGGUAUAAUCGAAUGAAGCAACAAGUUAAAUCUCAUGCUGGAGCUAAUUUGAUAAAAAAUCAACAAAACAAGAAUCACUAAUUUGAUAAUAAAAAAGAUAAUUAAAAAAUUAUUCAACAA
Hydra vulgaris (swiftwater hydra) is the source of this 1189-nucleotide messenger RNA. Its product is annotated as prostaglandin E synthase 2. Gene Ontology annotation, cellular component: mitochondrion. The record is from RefSeq and is a predicted model, not a curated record. Gene Ontology annotation, molecular function: prostaglandin-E synthase activity. Lineage: Eukaryota; Metazoa; Cnidaria; Hydrozoa; Anthoathecata; Hydridae.